Leptopilina heterotoma is the source of this 1186-nucleotide messenger RNA. RefSeq names its product RNA-binding protein 25-like. Lineage: Eukaryota; Metazoa; Arthropoda; Insecta; Hymenoptera; Figitidae. The transcript is spliced from 4 exons. The record is from RefSeq and is a predicted model, not a curated record. Bases 1 to 768 code for a protein of 255 amino acids.
AUGUGGGGAAUGGCAAAGCGAAGGAAUGAAAGAGCGGAGAAGGGAGAAAUGCGAGAGGGUUGCCUUAGGGAACAGGCGAGAGAGCAAAUGCAAGAAAGAGGGGAAGUGCUAGAUGGAUUUUAUAUAGAAAGGAAAGAGAGGAGGAGAAGGGAAGAGAGGAGAAGCAUAGAAGCAAGGAAAAAAGAAAUUGGCAUAGACGAGAGAGGUAAAGAAAUUCAAGAGAGAAAAGAACGGAGGGAGAAAAAGACAGAAAGAAGGACAGAGGGAAAAAGAGAGAGAAAAAUACAGAGAGAGAAAAGGACAAAGAGAAAAAGACAGAGAAAGAAAAGCAAAGAGAGAGAGAAAGAAAAGCAAAGAGAGAGAGAGAGAGAAGAAAAAAGAGAAAAGGACAGAGAAAAGGAAAGCCAUAUUUGGCUUCUAUCUCUUUCUCCCUCGACGCAAUUCUCACUCCCACCAAAACUUUUUCGUACCAUCUCAAUUACUACGUUCACGUUAUGCGCCUCCGCGUUCACAGUGAGAUCGCGUUAUACGUGGGUGAACGGGAAAAUGUCUUUUGAAUCCUUUCUAGGUCGCUCUCAAUCGCACCACCACCACCAACAUCGUCAAAGAGAGAGGGAGAGAAACGCAAAGAAUGAGAUGAGAAAAGAAGUCAUCGUUCUUGCAGAGAACGGACGUAAGCAAGGCCAGGAGAGAAGGAACAGUAAAAUUGUGGAGAAUGUGUACGCGCCAUCAGGGUGGCCUAGAUUUGAAGUAAGACCUGCUUUCUAGGCAAGCAUUUCUCUUUUUCCACCAAGAGCAGCAAUGCACACUCACACACACACACAAACAAAUAUAUUGCAGAGAAAAUCCACAGGGUGUGCAAAUGAAAGAUUCGCAUUUUCCUAUUGAACACAGAAAUUUUCGCGUUCGAUUUCACAUAAGGAACGAUCGUCGUGACCAAUGGAGAAAAAAAAGAGAGAGAGAAAUACACAAUCGAGGCUCUCGAUUUCCGGUCAUGUCCCACUUUUUCCGGUUCCGCUAUUCGUCGCUCGAUUUUUUUUUGUUUAUAUCCUUAAAUCCCAUCUUUUUUGUUCUCCUCUCUUUUUGUAAAUAUUUAUCAAACGGUAUAUAAUAUAGAAAAAAGAAUAUUUCUUUUCCCGCGCGUCAAGGUCGAAUUCUUCUCUAAUGAGUCAACUUUUAAAAAACU